CACGUUAUGUACAGGCAUAAUAGAAAGCUCUCCAUGCUACUUUAUAUUGCUGCAGAUCAGGAAACCAGUCCUUUACUUCUUGGUUGACCGUCCGUCUCCCUUAGCUAUACGUUCCGAUGCGAUAAACGGGGCCUAAUAAUUUUCUAGCCUAGCGCCAUGGACGAGGAAGCCCCGCGGGCGGCACCCAAGGCAGGCCGUCGUGCAGCUCGUAACGUAAACACAUGGGGAGAUGACUCAGGGACGCCACCGGAGCCUCAGAAGGGUGGCUUCGGACUUGACACCGAGUUCGGGACAGGCCCUUCACCACCGGCCCGGGAUACCAGAUUCGGCACUGAGGACUUGGGCCGGCUUGCCCCCAGUGGCAGCAUUACCUCACCGCAGCCCCCAGCGCAAGACGAGGAGCCCUCCUCCGGCACUUUAUCCCGAGGCCGAACAGGGGAUGCCCGCGGCGACACACCUCCCUCGCAACGGCCCGGGCCUCCUUCCUCCAAGGCGCCCUCCGUCGACAUCCUGGGCGACGACAGCAGCAAGAAGUUCGUGGGCGUGUCGCGGCGCAAGCAGGAGCAGCUGGCGCGUGGUGAUGACGAGGUCAGUCGCAAGAACCUCAAGUACGAAGCCAUGACCACGGGGGUUGACGGCAUUAUGGAGAUACCGGAGCUGGAGGAUGAGGGCCGGGAGGACCUGUCCAAUGUGGUAGCUGAGGCCCCGAAGGUUCGCACCAACAAAGUUCAGGGAAUGGACGAGCUGGAAGAGGACAUGCACUACAAGCUGCCCGCCACGGACGACCGGGACAUCGACUUGUCGCUGCUCACCGCGGUGCUGUGCUCGUCGGAACAGGUGCAGGAGGCUGACGAGCCGUGGGACCCCGACAUCAUCCUCACUGAGGUGGCAUCAGCCAUAUACGCGGAGCGGGAGAAGGCGGACGGAGCGGAGCUGGCGGCAGGGGAGGAGCUGGCGCCGCCCAAGGAUGACAAGCUGACGUGAAGCGGCGGGCUGGAGGGGAGGGGGAGUAGGUAUAAGAAACCCCAAAGCCUGGGCCAUGACCCACAGCAACCGUCAGCAUCAGCUGAACGGGUUAGGAAGGAGGCGGGCACUUGUGGCGACGCUGGGCGGCUGUCUGGUCCGCGAUAAGCGGAAGCGGAAAGGGCUUGGAGGCUGGACUAGACGGUUGCCACCAUGGGGGAAAAGAAGAAGUGGCGUGCUUUAGCGAAAGCAUAUAAAUGUGAUAGUGCUGUGGCAGCGCGGUGAUUCGUAGGUGAAAGCCGAGGACUCCUUUGGUCCCCACCCCGAGGGUGUUAUCAUUUUUUGGAAUCCAGUAUUCGACUGCUCAACUCGCGCCAGUGAGGGAAAGGAAACCACCGGUUGCCUUUAUGCCGUGUCAUGUAUACUUUGACGCGAUGGUGUAGUUAUGCCGGGCCCCAGCGGUUCGCCGCUCAAUGGGCGGUUCGCCUCAGGUGCAAAAACGUACAUGGCCCGCCCCCCCCCGCCCUUACACUGAGCAUAAGCCUAAUGAGUGGCGCUUGCUUUGCGAUGCCUGCUUGCAUUUGCGCUAAGCACACCUGCCGUGACAGACGUUAGGGUCCAUUCACAUACGAGUGAUUUUGGGAAUGAGUGCGUAGGAGCGCGUAGGGGAAAAUUGUUC
Molecule: messenger RNA, 1642 nt
Organism: Astrephomene gubernaculifera
Lineage: Eukaryota; Viridiplantae; Chlorophyta; Chlorophyceae; Chlamydomonadales; Astrephomenaceae
Source: the annotation of a GenBank genome assembly